This is a messenger RNA of Cyclopterus lumpus (lumpfish), 2066 nucleotides long. Its product is annotated as transcription factor Maf-like. NCBI's taxonomy places the organism in Eukaryota, Metazoa, Chordata, Actinopteri, Perciformes, Cyclopteridae. Gene Ontology annotation, biological process: regulation of transcription by RNA polymerase II. Bases 232 to 1236 code for a protein of 334 amino acids. The transcript is spliced from 3 exons. Gene Ontology annotation, cellular component: nucleus. Gene Ontology annotation, molecular function: DNA-binding transcription factor activity, RNA polymerase II-specific; RNA polymerase II cis-regulatory region sequence-specific DNA binding. The record is from RefSeq and is a predicted model, not a curated record.
GGAGGAAACAGCGCUGCUCCAAUGCGUCUGUGCAACACAGGCUGAAGAAAAAAAAAACUUAUCGACUCACAAAACCAAAACCUGCGCUGCGCAAUUAGUGCGUGAAAAUCCACUUUUUCUCCGGUUUUGAAGAAAAUAAAUAAAUAAAUCAAGCUGGCUCAGUGCGUGUCUCAGCAGCCCACUUUGACAGGUGCUCCUCACCCCCUUUGGAGGACUGUCAACAGCAAGAGGAUGGCAUCAGAGCUGGCAAUGAGCAACUCCGACCUGCCCACCAGUCCCCUGGCCAUGGAAUAUGUUAAUGACUUCGAUCUGAUGAAGUUUGAAGUGAAAAAGGAGCCGGUGGAGCCCGAUCGCAGCAUCAGCCAGUGCAGCCGCCUGGUCGCCGGGGGAUCCCUAUCUUCCACCCCGAUGAGCACGCCUUGCAGCUCGGUUCCCCCCUCGCCAAGCUUCUCGGCGCCCAGUCCGGGAUCAGGGAGCGAGCAAAAGGGACACUUGGAGGAUUUCUACUGGAUGACCGGGUACCAACAGCAGUUGAACCCCGAGGCUCUGGGCUUUAGCCCAGAGGACGCCGUAGAGGCGCUGAUCAGCAGCAGUCACCAGCUCCAGACCUUCGAUGGCUAUGCCAGGGGGCAGCAGUUCGGCGGCGCAGCCGGGACAGGAGGCGCCAUGGCCGGGGAGGAGAUGGGAUCAGCGGCCGCCGUGGUAUCCGCGGUUAUCGCUGCAGCCGCAGCUCAGAACGGGAAUCCCCUCCACCACCACCACCAUCACCACCACCACCACAAUGGGGCACACCACCCGUCCUCCGGGUCUCAAUCCGGCGGCAGCGUGGGGGGAAACCACCAGCACCUGCGCUUGGACGACCGGUUCUCGGACGAGCAGCUGGUGACAAUGUCAGUGCGGGAAUUGAACCGGCAGCUCCGGGGGGUCAGCAAAGAAGAGGUGAUCCGUCUGAAACAGAAGAGGAGGACGCUAAAGAACAGAGGCUAUGCCCAGUCCUGCCGGUACAAGCGGGUCCAGCAGCGGCAUGUCUUGGAGGGAGAGAAGACGCAUCUCAUUCAGCAGGUGGACCACCUCAAGCAGGAGAUCUCCCGGCUGGCCAGGGAGAGGGACGCCUACAAGGAGAAAUACGAGAAGCUGAUCAGCACCGGCUUCAGAGAAAACGGAGCAUCCAGCAGUGAAAACAACCCUUCAUCCCCGGAGUUUUUCAUGACGUCAAGAAAAUUCCUCCAUCUGUGAUCGAGAGCUAUGACUUCUCCGUCCUACCACCCUGGAGUCUGAGAUAUCAUGACACUGGAAUGCUGAUGUUUCAAGAGCAACCUACGGCACCCGGACUGCCAUAAAGCACAAUGUCUCAAACGUGUCCACACAGCAGCUUCAGGGCAACCAAUCCACAGCCAACCCAAAGCCAGAGUUCAAUAUUUAAACAAUGAUGAAAAAAUAACAACAACAGGAGACUCACAUUCUUCUACUCCAACAACAAGGAAAGAAACACAGAAAUUAAAGAUCCUGGACUCUGGAAAUAAGAUUCUCCACCAUCUGUAUUUGCCAUUCAAAUGGACACGGAUCAUCCCGAGAAUAACUCCAAAUUGUAAUUUAGAUUUACCAGAGUAUAGAUUAUUAAUACGUAGGUUGAUUCAAAUAGCAAACAGAAAACAGUAUGAUGUCCACACCCCCUUUAGCACAUGCCCAGAAAUCAGGAUAUUGUAAAUACUGUACAGAAAACAAAUAGGGACAUUGAUAAGAAAUACAAUUAUUGAAGAAUAAUGUAUAUAGCCAUGAGAAUCAUACCCAAUGUGUUUAUAUAUCCAUGAGUGUCACAAGCCCAGUACUUAUUAUUUAUUUUAUGCCCCAAAAGAUUUAGCACAAAGAUGAACCAACGCUCUUUGUAUCUCUAUAGAAGACAUCUACAUAGAACUAGACAAGGGAUAUAUUUGGGUAUUUAAUUGGGAUCACACAGUAUUUGCCAUGGAGUGCACUAUUACUCGAAACAGAUGCAUAUGCCAUAGAGUAUAUGCUUAUUAGGUAACCCUGUAUUGUGAGCAAGACAGUUAUGAAAAGUUACAGAC